AUGACGGCGUGCGGCAGUCACAAGUCGAACUUGUCGCGUUUCUGGGUCAGGGAUGAACAACAGCUUUUGGGACAACUGCGGCCGCUACCGUCAAUACGACAGUUCAAUUGGUGGGAUCUUUUACAUAGAAGAAUCAGGAUCAGGUAAUAAAAGUAUAGCGAGCGUAUAAAUAAAUAUGGAUCAGGACGCUAUAAUAAUAUGUUCAUCGUCAUACUUUACUCACAUUACUUUGAUGGUUCGUCUUCGCUGAUGACCUUCUUACUAGAGUAUAAUCUUCCCUAGUCAGCGCUAACCACGUCCUCCAUGCGUCCCGGUCUCUGGCGACGAUCAUCCAAGACGUCCAUGACGGCUGAUGUUCUUCUCGAAGUUUCAAAAUGAUUCUAGAAAAUAUUAGAAAAUUUGGACAGAAAAAACUAGUCUCCUUCUGUGACCUUGAAAAUUGUUUUAUAGUCUUAGUUUUUUGAGGUGUCUAUCUUUGAACGUUGAUCUGUUUCACUUAAUACCUUUUCAAUAUUUUCGAAAAUCAUCAUUUUCUUCUUCGCGAUAUAUGCCUAGAAAAAGACUUUUAUGUUGCUAAAACAAAAAACGUUUGCUACACUUUCCGAGCCUUAACUUUGCCUAACCAGGGAACGUUUUUUACCCCCCGGUUGAACUUUUGCUGAAACUUUGCUGAAGUGUACUUUGAGACCCCCUGAUUGCAGAUCAAGAAGAAAAUUUCUCGCAAUAGAUCUUGUUUCCGAGUUAUGGAGCUUCAAAGUGUGCAAAAUACGCUAAUUAGGCCAAAAAAGCGCUAUUUCGGGCUUUUGAAGCUCCAUAACUCGAAAACGAGAUCUAUUGCGAGAAAUUUUCUUCCUGUUCUGGAAUCAGGGGGUCCUAAAGUACACUUCGGCAAAGUUUCAGCAAAAGUUCAACCGGGGGGUAAAAAACGUUCCCUAAUAAGAAUGAUCUGCCGAAGCCCAUAGAUAUUAUUAGGAGGUUCAAGUGAAGAUCGGAACGUGUCACCCUCAUGACAAUGCGGACCAAAAAAGCGGAAAGACGCGCUCCAUACCGAGGAAACACAAUCCCGCCGCCUCAUUUGUUAUGUCUAAUCCAUUUCCCACCUUUCUUCCAGCAGCCAACACGGCUCUUCUAAGCUUUUUACUUUUUCAACUUUUUCUCUUUUAUCCAUUUUGGCCCAUAUGACAAAUUUCACGAAAAAAAAGGCCGUUCUCCAAGGGAAUCAAAUAAAGAACAAAACAAAUUUUUUGUAGAAAUUUACCAGUUUCAAACUGGAAAAUUCGACCUCGGAAAAAUUUUCUAGCUCUUUUUUUAUUUCUUCUUAAACCGUCUUGGAACACCUUUUCGGAAUUGUAUAAGUGAGCGCUCAGAAUCGCCAUUAGGAAUUAUCCGUGAAUAUAAAAAAAAAACAAUUGCAAACCCAAUGAGUUAAUUUGAUUAUACGAAGCUUUUUGAUAUGUGAAUAAGCGAAAAUAACAAACACAUUUUUUUAAUUUCGAUAAAAAAAAUGUUCAAGCAUUUCAUUCUUUCACGAGUUAUUUUAUUAUUCACAAUCCUUUGUUACAAAAAAACUGAGAAUCAUUCGGUUUAACUAUUUUUCUCAGCUGGGCGUCGUUGUUCAAGAUUAGGGAUUUACGACGCAAAAACAAGUUGUUCAAAAUCUUCAAUUUGGCUUUCGAAGGCUUCAAAUCUUGGGCAGGACCCAAGUUUGAUUUUUUUCAGGCGGUAAGUCUAUUUAAAAACCUCCGCUUUUUUUUUUGAAUGAUAAGUUCAAAACUAGGACAGGAUUAAAAAAAGUAUAUAUAGUUUUAUUUUUUGAAAAAAUUUAUAUAUUAAACUCUCAAAGGAAAAUGAAAACUUCUGUCACCUUUUUAGGAACUCAAAAAGAAGCUUUAGGCUCUUCUUUUCAAGGCCUUUUUGAGGUCGUUUGAACUUUGCCUGUGCCUGUGAGUGGGCGGUCUUGACGGACCUGAUAUUACUGUAGAACAUACGAGUGCAGGAUCAUGUGGGACGAAUGCACGCCCUUCUGCCGUCAGCAAAAGAAGAGUCCAAACGAACGGACCGAAGACGUCAGACUCAUCAGGAGCGCCGCUGAUGCGCGACGCCUACCCCCACAAAUCCAAUUUAUUCGCGACGCCUCGUCGUCCUCUCUGUUUGCCCUUCGCCAAUUACCUCGAGAACCCCUCCUUGUAAUUCCUGGCGUCGUCCAAACAUUGUAUCUUCUUUUUUAA
Messenger RNA from Caenorhabditis auriculariae, 2228 nucleotides. NCBI's taxonomy places the organism in Eukaryota, Metazoa, Nematoda, Chromadorea, Rhabditida, Rhabditidae. The record is from the annotation of a GenBank genome assembly.